AUGUCGUUCACUAUUGAACCGAAACUCCUCUGGGUCGUCAUCCCCAUUUUCCUCGCCUGGAACGUGCUAAACCUCAACAACCCGGUGAUGAAGGUGUUCCUUGAAUGGUUAAGUGUCCACCUCCAGUCUUGGCUGGAGCAAAGGUGGUGCGCCCUUGCCAGCACGGGGGGGUCCGGAGGUCAGGCCAGGUCAGGGGGGAAGAAGGAGAGUGUAGGGGAGAAGAAGGAGAGUGUAGGGGAGAGUGAUGAGGAGAGUGAUGAUGAGAGGGAGAAGAAGAGAGAGUGGCGGAGGAGGUGGCCAGUGGUGGUGGAAGAGGAUGAGGAGGAGGAGGAGGAGGAGGAGGAGAGGCGGCCUGACUCGCCUGAUAACGGACCCUUUGCCAAGUUCAAGGACACCUUGGGAUCCUGGUUGGCGACUCUGCGACAUUGGCGUGGCCUCCGCAGGGAAAGGGAUCUGGAGAGGGGGCGGUCCAGAUCCUCGAGCCCUGCGGCACGUCAGUCACAGACCCAGACGACCCAGGUCGACGCUCGUGGGGGACCCAGCCCUGGGGAUCUUAAUGCCAUUCUCUCGGGGCUUUUGCAAACCAUGGCUGGGGUUGAUCCCACGGGUGGUCAAAGUUGA
Messenger RNA from Aspergillus nomiae NRRL 13137, 621 nucleotides. RefSeq lists its product as uncharacterized. Lineage: Eukaryota; Fungi; Ascomycota; Eurotiomycetes; Eurotiales; Aspergillaceae. The transcript has 4 exons. Bases 1 to 621 code for a protein of 206 amino acids. The record is from RefSeq and is a predicted model, not a curated record.